AUGACGGUAGCUGCGAGAGGUGCCAGUUCCACCUCUGGGGGCCCCCUGCUGAGGCUGCCAUUGAGGCAAGGCGCCAAACCCCCAACUGGCCCCGGACCGACUGGCCUGACUCUCCAUGUGCCGUGUGUGCACGAGUAUAUACCCUGUGUGAUAUUUCUUUGGUCUCAAUUCAGGAUUUUUCGUGAGUUCAGUGAUGCACCGCUAUUUAAAUUCUGGAUUGGAACACUUCCAUGUGUGUUUUUGUUUCAUGCUGAGAAUGUUGAGACCGUUCUGACCAAUGCGGUUCAUAUGGAGAAAUCCUAUGCAUACACCUUCCUUCACCCUUGGCUUGGAACUGGACUUCUUACUAGCACUGGCCCUAAGUGGCGUCAGCGGCGGAAGAUGUUGACUCCCACCUUCCACUUCUCCAUCCUGACAGAGUUCUUGGAAGUGAUGAACGAGCAGGCGGAGAUCCUGGUGGAGAAGCUGGAGAAGCAGGCGGGGAAGGGUCCAUUUAACUGCUUUAAUCACAUUACCCUGUGUGCCCUGGACAUUAUAUGUGAAACCGCAAUGGGAAAGAAGAUUCACGCCCAGAGUAAUUCUGACUCAGAAUAUGUUAAGAGUGUGUACAAGAUGAGUGACAUUAUCAGCCGCAGACAGAGGACACCUUGGUUUUGGCCUAACUUUGUGUACAAUUACUUUGGUGACGGACGGGAGCAUGACAGGACACUCAAGGUCCUGCACUCCUUUACAAACAAAGUGAUACAUGAAAGAUCUGAAAAAAUGUCCCAUAUUGAAUCAGAUAACGACUCUGACAAUGGCACAAAGAGAAGAAAAGCAUUUCUGGACAUGCUCUUGAUGACCACCGAUGAAGAUGGCAACAGGAUGAACAAUCAGGAAAUUCAGGAGGAAGUGGACACCUUUAUGUUUGAGGGCCAUGACACUACAGCAGCCUCCAUGAACUGGGUCGUGCAUCUGCUGGGUGCCCACCCCGAGGCGCACAGCCGAGUUCAACAAGAGCUCCAGGAGGUGUUCGGUACAUCUAACCGGCCUGCUAACAUAGAGGACCUGAAGAAGCUCAAAUACCUGGAGUGUGUGAUCAAGGAGGCCCUGCGACUGUUUCCCUCUGUGCCUUUCUUUGCCCGCAACAUUGGUGAAGACUGCCAUAUCAAUGGUUUCAAGGUGCCCAAAGGUGCAAAUGCCAUCGUUUUGACCUACGCUCUCCACCGUGACCGGCGCUACUUCCCUGAGCCCGAGGAGUUCAGGCCUGAGCGCUUCCUGCCUGAGAAUGCAGUGGGACGGCCUCCGUAUGCGUACAUCCCCUUCUCCGCUGGACUCCGUAACUGUAUCGGUCAGCGUUUCGCUCUCAUGGAGGAAAAGGUGGUCUUGGCAGCCAUCCUGCGUAACUUUAGUGUUGAAGCUUGUCAGAAACGUGAAGAUCUACGGCCAUUAGGAGAGCUCAUCCUGCGACCAGAGAAGGGCAUCAUUAUUCAACUGGAAAAGAGAAUUUUAUCAAACUAGCACCUGCUCAGGUUGACAGAAGAUAUUGAGAUUUUUAUGGAUUUUUAUUUAUUUAUUUAUUUAAAUGGUCUUAGAGUGGUCAGGUGGAGUUGUGAUCUUGGUGUUUGGAUUUUACAACCUUCUCAUCAUUAUAGUCUUCAUAAUUACAAAAAACUAAGCUUCUUGACGAUAAAUGAAGACUGUUGAUUGUUUUCUUUCCUUGAAUAAGCUACAUAAUGCACAACUCUAACUCAACAACAACCACAACCAAGAAUGUAAAAAAAACCCGGUAAAAAUAUGUAAUUUAAUUGUAGGUAUUAUAUUGCUAUGAAGAGCUAAGCAAUGCCAGUAUUUUGGAACUUAUGUUAAUAAAACUUUCUUUAACAAAUGUAGCUUUGAAGCAAAUGUUAUGAUGAGAUAACGGUGCUUCCUCACUGGUUUUAGUCACUGCCAUCCAUUUUUCUAGGUUGUUUGCUUUAAAAGAAAAGGAAUAUUGGUAUCAUUCGUUUCUGCUAUACCUCCUGUUAAUACCUGCAAAUCUAGGAAACGUACAAAAAUUGAAAUGCUCAUGAUGUUUUAUUUUGUGAUAAAACAUCUUAAGCAGAAAGUCUCUGUAGAAAGAGACUUUAUUAUACGGCACAGCUGGUAAUACAAUCCUGAAGCUUCUAACUCAGAGAGAUGCAGGGCUGGGCUUAAUAAGAAACACUUUACAUAUUCAUUUCAUGUACAAACAUCAUAACAAAUUCAAGCCUUUCAUUCGUGCAGGAUCUUUUGCAUAAUGUUGAUUAUCAAACCCCUAGCUGUAUAAUGUUCAUUGUGUAACACCGAAAUAAAUGUCCUAUUUAAGUUUGAUAAAUCCUCGACCCUGUAUCGGU
Notothenia coriiceps (black rockcod) is the source of this 2354-nucleotide messenger RNA. RefSeq names its product cytochrome P450 4V2. Lineage: Eukaryota; Metazoa; Chordata; Actinopteri; Perciformes; Nototheniidae. Gene Ontology annotation, molecular function: monooxygenase activity; heme binding; iron ion binding. The record is from RefSeq and is a predicted model, not a curated record.